Molecule: messenger RNA, 2089 nt
Organism: Brassica rapa (field mustard)
Lineage: Eukaryota; Viridiplantae; Streptophyta; Magnoliopsida; Brassicales; Brassicaceae
Gene: WRKY2
Product: probable WRKY transcription factor 2
Biological process (GO): regulation of DNA-templated transcription
Molecular function (GO): sequence-specific DNA binding; DNA-binding transcription factor activity
Source: RefSeq, marked provisional
GAGACGCAGGUGGAUGUUAGCGACGGAACUAGCGACUUCCGUUUGCGGCUACGGCGGCUGUGACGGUGUUUGUGGUUCCUCGUCUUCAAUCAAUCAGGAGUUUCAUCACAGUUUAAGCAAAGACUCAGUCAACUUCUCGGAUCUUAAAUGUCUGGUUUUGAUGAAAACGUUGACAAGACCUCUAAACGUUCUCGAAAGAGAGCUCUCUUUGAAUCAUGGUCAAGUCACUGGUUUACAAGAAGACACUACUGGCAAUAAUGAUAAUAACAAUGAUUCCUCACAGAACAACAACGUUUCAAGAGGUGGUUUGAGAGAAAGAAUCGCUGCUCGUGCUGGUUUCAAUACUCCAAAGCUAAACACUGAGAACAUCCGCUCUAACGCCGGCUUUUCCAUGGACUCUUCUAGUCUUCGUUCUCCUUGCUUAACCAUCUCUUCUCCUGGUCUUAGCCCUGCAACGCUCCUGGAGUCUCCUGUCUUCCUCUCUAACCCAUUGGCUCAACCUUCUCCAACUACAGGGAAGUUUCCGUUUCUUCCCGGUGUUAACAGUAAUGGAAUGUUUUCUGAUAAGGCGAAAGACGAGUUCUUUGAUAACAUUGGAGCAUCAUUCACCUUCCAACCUGUGUCAAGAUCCUCCUCCUCUUUCUUCCAAGGCGGAGGGACGGAGAUGGUGCCAGUUGAUUAUGGUAGCUACAACAACAGAUCUUCUCAUCAGUCCCCGGAAGAUGUAACUAAAAACGUAGGUUACACUGGCCAGAAGAGGAAGACGUCUGAGACCGUUGAUCACCAAGAAGAAGAAGAGGAAGUUGAAGAGGAGCAAAGACGUGGUGGUGACUCGAUGGUUGGUGGUGCGCCUGCAGAGGAUGGAUAUAACUGGAGGAAGUACGGACAGAAGCUAGUCAAAGGAAGUGAGUAUCCGCGAAGCUAUUACAAGUGCACUAACCCGAAUUGUCCGGUGAAGAAGAAGGUUGAGAGAUCAAGAGAAGGUCACAUUACUGAGAUUAUCUACAAAGGAGCUCAUAAUCACUCCAAACCUCCACCUAAUCGCCGCUCUGGAAUGCAAGUAGAUGGAACUGACCAAGCUGAACAACAACAGCAACAGCAGCAGCAGCAGAGAGAUUCUGCUCCAACGUGGGUUAAUUGUAAUAACACUCAACAACAAGUUGAGAGCAAUGAGAACAAUGUUCAAGAGGGAUUCGAAUAUGGAAACCAAUCUGGAUCAGUUCAAGCUCAAACCGGUGGAGGUCAGUUUGAGUCAGGUGAUGGUAAUGUUGGAGUGGUUGUGGUGGAUGCUUCAUCGACAUUCUCUAAUGAAGAAGACGAAGAUGAUAGGGGGACUCAUGGGAGUGCUUCCUUGGGUUAUGAUGGAGGUGGUGGAGGAGGAGGAGAAGGAGAUGAAUCCGAAUGGAAACUUGAAGCUUACGCAGCAGAGAUGAGUGGAGCAACAAGAGCUAUACGUGAGCCAAGAGUCGUUGUUCAGACAACGAGUGAUGUUGACAUUCUCGACGAUGGCUACCGCUGGAGAAAAUACGGACAGAAAGUUGUUAAAGGCAACCCAAACCCAAGGAGUUACUACAAAUGCACAGCUCCUGGAUGUACAGUGAGAAAACACGUGGAGAGAGCUUCUCAUGAUCUCAAAUCCGUUAUAACCACUUACGAAGGCAAACACAACCACGACGUCCCCGCCGCGCGCAACAGCAGCCACGGCGGCGGUGGAAACGGUAACAGCGGCGGUUCAGCCGCUCAGCCCCACCAUUUCCAUGAGCAGCCGCGUGGCAGAUACGAGAGACAGCUCACGGCCAGCAAUCAUCAGUCUCCGUUUGGACGUCCGUUUAGCUUCCAGCCGCAUUUGGGACCUCCUUCCGGUUACUCGUUCGGUUUAGGACAAACCGGUUUGGCUAAUCUUUCGCUACCUGGUUUAGGGUUUGGUCAAGGGAAGUUACCGGGUUUGCCUCACCCGUAUAUGACUCAACCGGGCGGGAUGAGUGAAGCGAUGAUGCAUAGUAGAGGGAUGGAGCCAAAGGUUGAACCGGUUUCGGAGACCGGACAAUCGGUUUAUAACCAGAUCAUGAGUAGAUUACCACAGAUUUGA